Molecule: messenger RNA, 960 nt
Organism: Populus euphratica (Euphrates poplar)
Lineage: Eukaryota; Viridiplantae; Streptophyta; Magnoliopsida; Malpighiales; Salicaceae
Product: 60S ribosomal protein L13-1-like
Exons: 5
Coding region: 110-733 (207 amino acids)
Biological process (GO): translation
Cellular component (GO): cytosolic large ribosomal subunit; ribosome
Molecular function (GO): RNA binding; structural constituent of ribosome
Source: RefSeq, a predicted model, not a curated record
UAAUUUUUUUUCUCACAAGCUUAUAUACCCCAAUGCAAACCCUGAAAAACCCUACAGCCUUCGUCUCUCAUUGACAGCUGCGCGCGUCUCUCUUUCCAACAAGUAAGAAAUGGUUAAGCAUAACAAUGUUGUGCCCAAUGGGCACUUCAAGAAGCACUGGCAAAACUAUGUCAAGACAUGGUUUAACCAACCAGCCCGAAAGACUCGCAGACGCAUUGCUCGUCAGAAGAAGGCAGUCAAGAUCUUUCCUCGGCCUACAGCUGGACCUCUUCGACCUAUUGUACAUGGCCAGACUUUGAAGUAUAAUAUGAAAGUGAGAGCUGGUAGGGGGUUUUCUCUUGAAGAACUCAAGGCUGCUGGUAUUCCAAAGAAACUUGCUCCUACAAUAGGAAUUGCAGUUGAUCACCGUCGCAAGAAUCGCUCCUUGGAGGGUAUCCAGGCUAACAUUCGGAGGCUGAACACCUACAAGGCCAAAUUGGUUGUCUUCCCAAGACGGGCUCGCAAGUUGAAGGCUGGUGAUUCUGCUCCUGAGGAACUGGCAACUGCUACUCAAGUACAAGGACAGUUUCUGCCUAUUGUACGCGAGAAGGCAUCUGUGGAGCUUGUGAAGGUCACCGAGGAGAUGAAGUCAUUCAAGGCUUAUGACAAGCUCCGUGCGGAGCGUACGAAUGCACGCCAUGUUGGUGCCAGGUUGAAGAGGGCAGCAGAAGCCGAGAAGGAAGAGAAGAAGUAGAAGUUUGACCCUAUCAAGUGGAUUUUUGAGUGGCAAGUGGGAUUUUUGUUGUUUCAUCUUACUUGUUUCCAUCCUUUAGUCUCCACCAUAACUUGCUUCAAAUGCGCACAUUACACCUAAAAACCCAGAACAACAUUUUGUUUUAGUGUGGACACUGUAGCACAGGACAAGAUAUAUUACAUCGAGUUUGACACUGUUCAAGACACAAUGUGUUUUUUUUUUUUUUU